ACCGUUUUCUGCUUUCUCUCAACUACAGUGUGCAAAAGAAAAUGAAAACUUUUUACAGAUGUAGCCUAUUGUAUGGUGUUAUUUGGAGCAAAAUUUGAUUUGGAGCAAAAUAACUGCUGUUUUUGUUUUUGUGUUGUUUCUCAGUUCAUUGUUGUAUUUCACCUGCUUUUCCCAUAACAACUAGAGAACAGAUCUGCCGGUGAUUUUGAUUUAGCCCUGCAGCUCAGGUUGGAAACCUGAAAGUAAUCAAAAUACCCAUGUUAGGAAGGUGAUUAUGUUAGAAGCUGAAAAUGGGAUUAUUUUGGUCUAAAACAUCACCUCCAACUGAUCCAAUGAUGGAAACUGACUGGUGUGAAAUCAACUGGGGAACAUAAUAUGUUUUAUAGACAAAACAAUGAGAUGAAGAGGAGUCUGAGGAAACUUCAGCUUAAAAAUCCUGCUGUUGAUCAUCUUCGGAUCCUUGUGGUUGGCCCAGUUGGAGGCGGAAAGUCCAGCUUCAUCCAGUCUAUGAAGGGCAUCUUCCUGGACAGGAUGAUCAACACAGCUUGCACAGUGGCAACUGGUGGCAAAAGCUUUACUAAGACGUAUACUACAAACCAAUUUGAAGAUGAACGUGGAAGGAAUCUGCCGUUUGUCAUCAGUGAUGUCAUGGGGCUGGAGAACGGACGGGAUUCCGGAGUGCAGUCUCGUGACAUCAUCAGGGCUUUGAAAGGUCACAUCAAAGAGGGCUACACGUUUAAUCCUGUAAUGCAAUGCCCAGUGAAUGACAACAGCUCCCCAACUCUAAAUGACUUGGUUCACUGCUUGGUGUUCGUCAUUCCAAUAGACAACUCCACAGCUAAUUGGUGUAUGGAAAACGACCUCAUCAGGAGAAUGCAAAAUAUCAGACAAGUUACUUGUGAUUUGGGGAUCCCUCACGUGGUCAUCUUGACAAAAGUGGACCUGGCUUGUCUUCAUGUGAAGGAGGACAUCAAACUUGUCUACAAGAGCCAGACCAUCUAUCGAAAGGCGCAGGCAUGUAGUCAUGCCUUGGGAGUCCCCAUGAGCUGCAUCUUCCCAGUGAAGAACUACCAUGAGGAGAAAGAGCUCAACCCGGAUAUGGAUGCAGUGCUGCUGUUCACACUGACACAGAUCCUGGACUACGCCAACGACUUUGUGAAGAACAUCAAGGAGCCUGAAGGGGAUAGCAAUGAUUCUUUUUUCUCCAUGUGAAAUAGAUUUGGGUCUUGGUAAAUGUUUACAAAAACACAGGCAUGCUCUGCAAUACAGCUUAUUUGAUAAAAAUGUAACCAAAUGUUAAUAAUCUGAGAAAUCUAAUUGGUAUCGUUUUCAGAAAGCCAGUGUGUGGAGCAAAUUUGUCGUAAGACCUCGUAAAAUAAGUCUAAGUCUUCUCAAAUGUAGUCAAAUGAUUUUAUGAUAGAGCACCAGGUUAGUAGCCUGGCAAGCCAAACUACACAGAAAUGUAUUGUCUGGGGUUGGACCAUUCACCGAGCUGAAGCCUGUGGGUGGGACGAACAGUUGUCUUUCAAACUGCCUCUGCACGUAAUAGGCCAGCAUUUGUGACCAAUCGUGGCCAGUCGGCAAAAUGGUAAAUACAUCCUUCUUUAAAACUAAUGACUUGAGUGCUUCUUUCUGCUCAACCUUCAAAGAAAAGCCCAAGUCUAACUCUUCCAAAGCAGAUUCAAAAGAGCGCGCUUCGUUAGCCUCAUCCAUCUUUUGUUUUUCUCUAUGGUUGUUGAACACGGUCUCACACCCAACUCGUCGAACAAGGACGCAUGGUCCAGCCCCCUGGCGUCAAUAGGCGCGUUCAAGUUCAACUCCAAAUGACCUCUUGCAGCAACGAGAGCUGCCGGUGACAGCAGGGGAGGGGAUACAAACGCUGCUAUGAAGUUGGGGCAGCCGUGGUGUACUGGUUAGCGCAUCGGGCUUGUAACCGGAGGGUUGCCGGUUCGAUCCCCGACCAGUCCACCACGGCUGAAGUGCCCUUGAGCAAGGCACCUAACCCCUCACUGCUCCCCGAGCGCCGCUGGUUGGGCAGGCAGCUCACUGCUCUGGGUUGUGUGAUUCACCUCACUGUGUGUUCACUGUGUGCUGUGUGUUCACUAAUUCGGUUAAAUUGGGUUAAAUGCAGAGAACUGAAUUUCCCUCACGGGAUCAAAAAAGUAUAUAUUCUAUUCUUUUUUUUUUACACUCUCUACUAUCCGUAGUCUAGACUUGACCAUGUGACGAAACAUGAGGCACGGACCCGCAUGGACCCUUGUGGAUAUGAAGAGGCAUCUAAACACCUGCACAUACGUCAGUACCUAGAGGGCUGCUGCGCCGCUGCUCAGCAGCCGCCUUGCCAUGCCUUGCUCCCGCGAUAAGUUGAGGCCAUGUGAUAUCGACUGCGGAGUCGAAAACACACCCAUCUAGACCAUCGUAGACAGAUUUUUAACCACGUGCAUCUUGUGCUGCGCAGUUUUUGAUCUUGAACGCGCCUAAUAUCGGAAGCCGAAGGUGAGCUAAGGCAGGGUCAAAGACUCCGUACACAGAUAGAGCGUUCUGAUUGGCUAGGCUGGCCUGGAGCCUAGCGCAGGCUUGGCCUCAACGGUGCGACCCUAGACCAUCCCGCUAGGCAAAAAUAUUUUUGCCCACUAGGGUGCGUCUAGAUUUCUAGGCUACCAGGUUAGCGUAUUUACACCUGAAAGCUGCUAUCUAGUAAAAUAAUAAUAAUAAUAAUAAUAAUAAUAAUAAUAAUAAUAGUAGUACUAAAUAGUUUGACUUAUUUUAAGAAGUCUCAACAAGAAACAAAGAAACAACAAACAAGAAAAGCAGUGCAAUGAGCAAAUUUGUUUUGAAAAGACUCAUUAAAAUAAGUCACAGUCUGAUGGAUGGAUGGAUACUUCAUUCAUCUUAAGGGAAAUUUCACAAUUACUUAAAUUAAGUCCAAAUGAUCUUUCUUAAGUCAAAAUGAGUGUCUCAUGACACUCAUGCUCACAUUGUGACAAUGGCAAUUACCAAUAUCAAAGUUUAAUGGUCUGGGUUUCAGUUGGGUCUUUUCAACACAAAGCAAAAUGUGCCUAUGCCCCAUAAGAAUUAAGCUGUACAACAGUUGAAAAGUUGUGUAAGUUAAGUGUACAGGUAGUGGUCAAUGGGUCUUCUGGCCAAUCAAUUUAUGUUUUUUUCCGGCAAUAUGUUCGACCAAGCUAAUAAAUACAUCAAAGUGCAAUGAGUGUCUGUAGCCCAUAAGCAUCCCCUGUAGACUCACAAAUUGCUUUGCCACCUCAGUUUCCAGGUGGCCCUGAGUCAGUGAACGCCUUAUUAAACCAAAAAUAGUCGGAUGGUCUUUACAGAAUAACCUCGGUGUGAACCAAAGUUUUUUGAAAGUGUGAUUUAUUCAUAAGACAUACAGUCUAUUUUUGAUACAUCUCUUUUAUAUCCCUCACAACACUUUCCAAGGCCGCCAUUGAUAACAAGUAGGUUGUUAAGGCUCACUGUAUGUUACCAGCCAGCCUACUCAAAUACUGAAUACUCAUUGUGUUAUUCUUGAAAUUUAAGACUGUAUUUCUGUAUUUGUAUUUUAAUGUUUUGAGACUGAUUAGGAAAAAAUGGAAAACAACUUGAUUCUCGUAUUUCAAUUUUGUAUUUUAAAAUGGAAAUCAAAUAAACCUUUUGUUUUUGUU
Sardina pilchardus (European sardine) is the source of this 3662-nucleotide messenger RNA. Its product is annotated as interferon-induced protein 44-like. Lineage: Eukaryota; Metazoa; Chordata; Actinopteri; Clupeiformes; Clupeidae. The record is from RefSeq and is a predicted model, not a curated record. Bases 376 to 1212 code for a protein of 278 amino acids. The transcript is spliced from 8 exons. Gene Ontology annotation, biological process: immune response.